This is a messenger RNA of Komagataella phaffii GS115, 5937 nucleotides long. RefSeq lists its product as uncharacterized. Lineage: Eukaryota; Fungi; Ascomycota; Pichiomycetes; Pichiales; Pichiaceae. Gene Ontology annotation, biological process: nuclear-transcribed mRNA catabolic process, deadenylation-dependent decay. Bases 1 to 5937 code for a protein of 1978 amino acids. The transcript has a single exon. The record is from RefSeq and is a predicted model, not a curated record. Gene Ontology annotation, cellular component: CCR4-NOT core complex; P-body. Gene Ontology annotation, molecular function: molecular adaptor activity.
AUGUCAUUUAAACAGUCCCUCUUAUCACAAACACCUUCCAGCAUAACCCCAUCUCAGUUCUUGGCUGACUUGAUUUCGCAGCAUAGUAAUGAACAGAAAAAUGUGCUUGCAUUGUUAUUUGCCGAAAUCUUGGUUCCAGGAUCCCAACACAUUUCAUCUUCCACAUCCACAAAAACAACUGCAUUAACUCCUUCCACCCUACCAGAGGCUACGGCCAGAGGUUCACAAUUUAGAAGUUUGCUGAAAGGUUUAAAUAUUGAACAGUCUACGUGGGAUCAAAUUAUUGAGCUCAUCUUUGAAACAGAUGACUACUUUUCUGACGCAACAUCAAUUUCUCAGGUAACCGUUGCCUCCAUUUCACAAUUCUUAGCUUCAUUAGAACCCGAGAAUAUUGACAAAUUUUUAAGAUACGUUGCUCAUCAUAAGCUCAAAGAUCAUCCAUUUUUGUUUCAAAAGAACCUUCUUGUAUCCUUGUAUUCCUUGAACCCACAACAUGGUGCUAUAGAUUUAUUGUCCUGCCCAUUACAACCAGUGCUCGCCAAUGAACCAAACUCACGAAGAACUAUUAUAUGGUUCAAAUACAUUGCUGAGCUGGAAGUAUCACUUUUGGUCGAACUGAAAUCUAGACCAGCAACUGCAGAUGAGAAUCAAAUCAAUGAGAUCAUUGAGGAUUCUUACAAGACUGCCCCAGAAUACUUAGGUUUGGCGGCACUACACUUGUGGAAAGAAAAUAAGGACAAUAAUGCCGAUCCAGGAACUACCUUGGCAUAUUUGAAUCUUUGUCAUCACUUUAUCGUUCAGUUACUUGAUAUCAAUUCACCAUAUUUGAUAAUUUUGCUGACUGAGUUCAAAGAAAUUAGCGAGGAUGAACUUUCGUCGUUACUUGCAAACUACGUUUCAUUGAGACCUAAUGGUGCGAUCACUGUGGCAACUUAUGCUCUCCGUGACGGUGUACUUUCUUCCGUACUUAACAAAUUAUCAAAGUUUAAUGAUUGUUUAAGUGUUGCUAUUGAAGCCAGUAAUCUUGGUUGGAAUGGUCUAGAAAAAUUUGUUCAGAAUUUGUUAAGUAACAAUCCAAAGCAAGUCCAGAGUCAGCUGGUUGAUUUUUUGGAAGAGCAGUCCAGCUUUGAAUACCAAAGUUCUAACAAUGAAUCCAAUGCUCAAAUCAAGUCUCAUAGGUCGUUGUCAAUUCCUGUUGUCUACACUUUACUCAAGGCAAUCGAAGGACAAAAGCUGUCUGGAGAUUUGGUUGACAAAUUCAAGAAUGUCCAAGUUUCUGUUAUUCAAGCUUAUCCCAGACUGAUCAACUUUGGCCGUGGUCAUGACGAAGCCAUUCUGGCGAAUGGAAAUUCACACUCAUUCCCACCUUCAGUCGAGCAAGAAAUGAAGAGUUAUUACCAGAAAAUGUACCUGAAACAGUUGGAGAUUAAAUCCGUUAUUAAUUCAUUGAAGGCAUUCAAGGAUUCGGAUAAUCCUCAUGAACAAGACAUUUUUGCUUGCAUGAUCCACUCUUUACUCGACGAAUAUAGAUUCUUUCCAGAGUAUCCAAUCGAUGCGUUGGCAACCACUUCGGUACUUUUUGGUUCAACGAUAUAUUUUCAGUUGAUUGAAGGUACUACUUUAACAAUCGCUUUGCGAUACAUUUUGGAGAGUUGUCGCCAGCCACCAGAAGACAACAUGUUUAAGUUUGCUGUUCAGGCCUUAUACACCUUUAGGGAAAAGCUGGGCGAUUACAAGUCAUAUUGCGCACUUCUCUCGGAGGUCCCUUCUUUGAAGCAACAACCACAAAUUUAUGAGAUUCUUCAACAAGUCAUGAAUGGAACUUUUAGAGCUCCUCCCUCAAUCCCUUCCCAGGGAAUUGGGUCUGGCGAAAGACAACCUUCACAGGGAAAGCAGCCGUCAAAUGAUUCGUUGGUAGUGUCAAAGUUCAAGUCUCUUAAUUUGGCUGUAGAACUCCAGCGUAGAGACCAAGAGACACCAGAUGAAAACGUUUCUGAUCAUGUCCUGUUCCUCGUGAACAAUAUAACUGAAGAAAAUCUUUCUGCUAAAGUAGAAGAAAUGAAUAAGGUUUUGGAGCCUCAAUAUUUUGAAUGGUUUUCUAACUAUUUGGUCACCCAAAGAGUGAAAACAGAACCUAAUUACCAUUCACUUUAUUGUUCUUUGAUUUCUCGAUUGGAUAAUCUGCUAUUGGAUGCAUACAUUCUUAACCUCACAUUCAAAGAGAUUAUUCUCAUUUUGAAUAAGUGUUAUGAUGUCAAUGAUGAAAUUAGUGGUCCUGAGAGAACUCAUCUCAAGAAUUUAGGUUCUUGGUUAGGACUGAUCACCCUUACCAGAAACAGACCACUCAAGCACAGGAACUUAGCUCUGAAAAUGUUGGUCCUGGAAGCUUACGAUAAGAACAAGUUAGAAGUUGUUUUACCAUUAGUUUGUAAGAUUCUAGAUCAGGCCAAGAAUUCAAAGGUUUUCUUACCUCCCAAUCCGUGGACAGUGGGAAAUCUGAAACUGCUAAAAGAGCUUUACGACGUUGGUAAUUUGCCAUUAAAAUUGAAGUUUGAGAUUGAAGUACUGUAUAAUUCAUUGAACACGAAGUUGGGAGAUAUUGAAGCAGCCAACAUAAUUAGAACACAUCAACCGGCCGAUAUUGACCAGUUUGCGGUAGCUACGAACAUGAUGAAAGAAUUGACACUAUCUAAUGUUAAUCAAAUGAAGCAACAACAACAGCAGCAGCAGCAGCAGCAACAACAACAACAACAUCAGCAACAGCAACAACAGCAACAGCAACAACAACAGCAAUUCUUUUUGCAACAACAGGCUGCUUUGCAAGCUCAACAAGUUCAACAGCCCCAAAUACCAUUUGAUCCUCAAGCCAAUCCUGGAGUUAGUACAGCUACCCCAGCAGAUGAGAGUAACCAAUUGAAAGUGUUCUCCAAUUUGUUGGGAACGACGUCUUUUGUUACAAUUCCAACUCUAAAGUAUUUGUUUCAGGCAGCUUUAGCCCGAGCUGUAAAGGAGAUUUUACCCCUUGUAGUUGACAGGACAAACUUAAUUGCUCUGGUUACCACUAAGGCACUGGUUUCGAAGGAUUUUGCUCUAGAAUCGGAUGAAGCUAAAUUCCGAACGGCCUAUAUUAACCAGGUCAGCUAUCUGACGGAGUCAUUAAGUUUGGCUUCUUGUCGUGAUCCACUAAGGGAGAGCAUCCAAAUGAACGCGCUCCAGAUCGCCAACACCAUGCCCAAUAUUGAUAGCACACUUUUUGAAGAACUGCCUCAAGCAAUUACGGAUAAUAUCGAUUUGGCCUCAACGAUUAUUCAGAAAGCUGCUGUGGAACGUGCAAUUCAGGACAUUGACGAAUUAAUGGCACCUCAGCUGGCUAUUCGUCGCCAGCAUAGGGAGUUAAAACCUAAUCAACAAUUCAUUGAUCCUACUAUGAGGUCAAGAUACCCAAUGCUUCUGCCUGUACCUUUGGGACUGAAAUCCGAUGGUGUCAUUCCAAAACAGUUCAUGAUAUACGAAAACUUUGGUAAGAACAGAAUUGUUUCUCCUAUGCAACAGCCUGAACAUUUGCAAAACAUAAACAGCCAACUAAAUCCUUCCUUACGUCAAGGAGCCCAACAGCCUUUGGUUCCACCUGGAGUUGCUGAGCAAAUGAAACAGCAAAUGCCCCCGGCAUUACCAGGCCAAGGAGGCGCCGUUUCACUGGAGCAAACCUUUAUGUUUUUGCAACAAUUAGUUGACUCUGUGAUUAACCUGACCCGUGAUGCUCCUGAAAAGCUUAUUUCAGAAGUCAACACCGAUAGUGUUGUGGUAACAGUACUAGGAGAAAUAUUGCAGACUUGUAUUGGAGCUACUGUAACAGAUUCACUCAUUCUCAAGAUAUCUCAGUACGUCAUGAACAUGCUGUUUGUCCGGACCAACUCAUCAUUGACUCAAAACACGUUGGUGUUUUUGUUGGACAAGUUGUGUGAGUUAUCGCCUUUUACAGCCAAGGAUAUUAGUUGGUGGUUAGUCCAUGCUGAGGAUGAAAGAAAGUAUAACAAGAAUGUCAUGAGAGAUUUGAUUCUGUUGGGAUUGGUUCCGUUAGCUGAACUUGAUCGGUCGUUGGCAAUUCAAAUAGAAAAGAAAAAUGUUAAGGCCGUUCUCUUUACAAUCUAUUUGAUUCAUGACUCCAUCCUCAGUGAGGACCCAAUUGCAUUACGUGCAGACCUUAUAAACAGUAUAGAGGCCCUUCAAGUCCUUGCUCAUGAACCAUCAGAGAUCGGCAGAAAGGCCUACAUGUCUAUCUCAAGGCUAAAAGCAAUCGUCAAAAGCAAUUCAAUUCAGAUUUUCAAGAUGUUCGGAACCUCCACAAUAUCUAAAAAACAAUACAUGAGCUAUGUAUUUGCUGAAUGGGUUAAGUUGGUUCAAUAUUCGAGAGUGAACAGAGUAUUAGAAGACUUCAUAUGGCAAUUAGUUGAUGACGGUAUUGUGAACAACAGUGAAAAUCUAUCUCUCUUGAUCACGACUGCCACCGAAAUGUCUGUUGCUGCUUUUUCCAAAGAAGCAGACCCAAGUAAGAAGUUGCACAUUGAGACGUAUGCUCCCGCGGACGCACUCGCUUUGUUGUUGGUUAAACUUUUGCUUAUGCAAGAGGAUUCUACUGGAGUUGAGAGAAAGACCUUUUUCAAUUCUAUGUUAGCUGUUAUAGUUCUUGCCUUUGCAAGCGACCAUAACAAUAACAGUACUAGUUUCAAUGAAAGACCUUAUUUCAGAAUUUUCUCAUCGCUGUUUUCGUACUGGCUAAGCGCUAGACACGAAUUCGAAGAUGGUGACGAUGAAUCGCUGAAGACAUUUAAUUCGGAGCUCUAUCUCAUUUUAGCUCAGAACUUGAUGGUAAUGCAGCCAAGUUCAUUUCCGGGCUUCACUUUUGCAUGGAUUUCUUUGAUUUCUCAUAGAAUGUUCAUGCCGAUGAUCUUGGAAGUACCUGAAAAUAAGGGAUGGGGUCGAUUUGUGAAUCUGUUACAAUGUUUACUAUCAUUUCAACUUCAUUAUGUCGAUAGUGAGAAGAUCAGUGACGUAGUGAAUGUUGUUUACAAAGGAACUCUGCGAAUCAUUGCCCUGUUGUCGCACGAUUUUCCUGAUCUAUUGGUUCAAUAUCAUUACCAAUUGAUAAGUUCAACUCCUGAAUCUUAUGUCCAAUUAAAAAAUAUUAUAUCAUCAGCCUAUCCUAAGGGAAUAACUGUACCCAAUCCAUUUCAACAAGGAUUAAAAGUUGACAGGCUAGAAGAAAUCAAGCAAGAACCUCCAAUUGGCUAUCACCCCGAGUCAGAUUUAACAGCCAAAGGCCUCAAGAAGCCCGUCGAAAGCUACCUGCGUAUUCCUUCGCAGUCAUUAUUGAAAACCAUCUCAACUGGCCUAAGCGUUGCUGAGCCCAGAAAUGGGAAAAGUAAGUAUGAUGCUGGUCUAGUCAAUGCUGUAGUAUUCUUUGUGGGAAUCGCAGCAGUUGAAGAACAAAAGUCAUUCCGCGAUGGUUCUUCCUUUGAUUCUACCUCCAAUCAUGUGAUGCUGUUGUCAUCUUUGAUCAAGGACGGGGAUGUUGAGUUACAGAAUUUAAUCUUAACAGCAAUUGCCAACCAAUUGAGGUAUCCCAACUCGCACACGCAUUGGUUUAGUUGCAUUUUGUUGCAUUUUGUGGGAUCAGCUACUCUAUGGGGAGAUCAAAGAGAGGCUAUAAAGUUCAAUAUUAGCUGUGUAUUGACAAAGAGAGCAAUGUCAUAUAACCCCAUCCCAUGGGGUAUAUUAGUGACGUUCCUGGAGUUGGUCAGCAACAGUGAGUAUGAGAUAUUCUCUUCCCCAUUUAUCAAAGGUGAUGCCACGCUGGAAAGAUUGUUUGGCACACUGCAACACCAUGUGAGGAACCAAAAACCCAUUGAUGAACAACCGGAACCGCUGAAGUUGUAG